Molecule: messenger RNA, 1668 nt
Organism: Kluyveromyces lactis
Lineage: Eukaryota; Fungi; Ascomycota; Saccharomycetes; Saccharomycetales; Saccharomycetaceae
Gene: POB3
Product: FACT complex subunit POB3
Exons: 1
Coding region: 1-1668 (555 amino acids)
Cellular component (GO): FACT complex; nucleus
Molecular function (GO): DNA binding; histone binding; nucleosome binding
Source: RefSeq, a predicted model, not a curated record
AUGAGUACAGAUUUCGAUAGAAUUUAUUACAACCAAUCCAAGCUCGGUGGACGUUUCCGUCUAGCUGAAGGAGGUCUUGGUUGGAAGGCAUCCGCUACAGGUGGGUCAGCCUCUACUCAAAAUAAUGAACCUUUGCUAUUGGCUGCAGAUGAGGUUUCUUCCGUUCAAUGGAGUAGAGGAUGUAGAGGCUACGAAUUGAAAAUUAGUACUAAGAAUAAGGGAUUGAUUCAAAUGGAUGGGUUCCAACAAGAGGAUUUCAACCUAUUGAAGAAUGACUUCCAACGUAGAUUCAACAUGCAAUUAGAGCACAGGGAACAUUCUUUACGUGGUUGGAAUUGGGGUAAAUUGGACUUAGCUAGAAACGAAAUGGUUUUUUCAUUGAACGGUAAGCCAACUUUUGAAAUCCCUUACACGCACAUCAAUAACACUAAUUUAACAGCAAAAAAUGAGAUUGCAUUAGAAUUUGACACCCAAAAUGAGGCAUAUAAUCCUGCAGGUGAUGAACUUGUUGAAAUGAGGUUAUAUGUUCCAGGCACAGUUGAAGAAAAUGAAGAUCAAGAUCAAAUCAUGGUAAAGGACGAAGCAGAAGCAGAAGACGGUGUUAAGUCGGAGGUUAAGACGGAAGAGGGUAGUGAAGAACCAGACGUUCAAGAAGAGAAGACUUUAGCAGAAUAUUUCUACGAAGAAUUGAGAUCUAAGGCAGAUAUCGGUGAAAUUUCUGGUGAUGCCAUCAUUUCUUUCCAGGAUCUGUUCUUCACUACGCCAAGAGGCCGUUACGACAUUGAUAUCUACAAAAACUCUAUCAGACUUAGAGGUAAGACUUAUGAGUACAAGUUACAACAUCGUCAAAUAAACAGAAUCUUCUCUUUGCCAAAAGCUGACGACAUCCAUUACUUGAUGGUUUUAUCGAUUGAUCCACCAAUCCGUCAAGGUCAGACAUCCUACCCAUUCUUGGUGUUACAAUUCCAGAAGGACGAGGAAACAGAAGUCCAACUAAAUGUGGAAGAUGAUGAGUUCGAAAAGCUUUACAAGGAUAAACUAAAGAAACAAUACGAUGCUAAAACUCACAUUGUACUAAGUCAUGUCUUAAAGGGUUUGACAGGAAGAAGAGUCAUUGUUCCUGGUGAAUACAAGUCUAAGUAUGACCAAUGCGCGGUAUCCUGUUCAUACAAAGUCAAUGAAGGCCACUUAUACCCAUUGGACAAUGCGUUUUUGUUCUUGACGAAACCAACCCUAUAUAUACCCUUCCAAGAUAUUGCUGCGGUCAAUAUUUCAAGAGCUGGUCAGACAUCUACAUCAGCCAGAACAUUCGAUUUGGAAGUUGUUAUGCGUGCCAAUAGAGGUACUACUACUUUUGCUAAUAUUUCUAAAGAGGAACAACAACUUCUAGAGACAUUCUUGAGGUCCAAAAACUUGAGGGUAAAGAACGAAGAUAAGGAAGCAGAACAGAGACUGCAGACUGCCUUCGGCUCAGACAGCGAUGAUGAUGAUGUAGAUAUUAACAUGGGUUCUGCAGGUGAGGAUGAAGAAUCUGUAGAUGAAGAUUUCCAUGCGUCCGACGAAGAUGACGAUGUCGCUGAAGAAUUUGAUUCAGAAGCAUCCGCCUCCGAUUCAGAAGGUGAAACCUCAAAGUCUGAAAGACCUUCCAAGAAAGCCAAGUUGGAAUGA